AUGCCACAGGUGGCAAUGACAAUCAUUGCAGAUGAUCAGCAGGGAGCACAUACUGAAGAUGUGAAGUGGCCUGAUGAGGGACCAUACUGUUGUGUGCAAGUGCCAGUACAGCUUGGUAAGAUUCCAGUUUCAGUUUGCAGUGAAAGCUGUACUGUGGGUUAUCGAAAAGCCACAAGGCAGGGCCAGCCAACCUGCUGUUUUGAUUGUAAACCAUGUUCAGAGGGACAAGUUUCAAAUGGGACAGGUGUAACUGACUGUCUAAAAUGCCCAGAUGACCAGUGGCCAAACAGCAGAAGAGACACAUGCAUUAGGAAAACAGUGGAAUUUCUGGCAUAUGAAGAUCCCUUAGGUUCAGUACUGACUUCAGCAACAACAGUUCUUAUUUUACUUAACAGCUUUGUAUGCAUAACAUUUGUUAAAUGUCGUCACACUCCUGUUGUCCGUGCAAACAAUCGCAAGCUCAGCUACAUUCUUUUGUUUGCACUUAUGUUUUGCUUUUUAUGUGCUCUUAUAUUCAUUGGUCAACCUGGAAACAUGACCUGUAUCCUACGUCAGAUCAUGUUUGGCAUUAUUUUUACCCUCUGUAUCUCAUGUGUGCUUGCGAAAACAAUCAUGGUUGUUAUUGUUUUUAAAGCAACAAAUCCACACAGCAAUCUGAGAAAAUGGCUUGGGUACAAGUUACCUUCAGGAAUCAUAUUUUUUGGGACACUCAUUCAGUUUGUGAUUUGCAUAAUUUGGUUGAUUUGUUUCCCACCCUAUCUGGAACACAACAUGAAAACCAUAACUGGAAAAAUCCUUAUUGAAUGCAAUGAUGGCUCAUUAUUUGCAUUCUGGUGCAUGCUGGGAUACAUAGGAUUUCUGGCUAGUGUUAGUCUUGUGGUAGCCUUUCUAGCUAGGAAGUUGCCUGACGAUUUCAAUGAAGCUAAGUUCAUAUGCUUUAGCAUGUUGGUGUUUGUCAGUGUCUGGUUAUCCUUUAUCCCAGCAUAUCUCAGUACCAAAGGAAAAUACAUGGUUGCUUUAGAAGUUUUUGCUAUCUUGUCCUCAAGUGCUGGCUUAGAAAUUUGCAUCUUCAUCCCUAAGUGUUACAUCAUAAUUUUCCGACCCAAUCUGAACACAAGGAAAUCAAAUGUCAGUAAGCAGACUUAAUGCUACUAUCACUUUGACAGUGUUGCAUACAUAUCCUUGGUUUCCAAAAGUAAUUCACAAAUAAUUAAUUUAUUAGGCAGGAAUUACUGUGGUUUCCCCAAACAGCUAUUUUUUUCUUCCAUUGUUUUCCAGAAUUACAGCAUUCACUAUAAUGAUAUAUAGUUUAGGUAGCUUGAUCAAGCAGAAAUCAGCUGAAAAAUGUUAGCCAAAAGCACAUUCUGCAAGACAGGA
Messenger RNA from Protopterus annectens (West African lungfish), 1377 nucleotides. Its product is annotated as vomeronasal type-2 receptor 26-like. The transcript is spliced from 3 exons. The coding region runs from base 1 to 1146 and encodes 381 amino acids. Gene Ontology annotation, cellular component: membrane. Gene Ontology annotation, biological process: G protein-coupled receptor signaling pathway. Lineage: Eukaryota; Metazoa; Chordata; Ceratodontiformes; Protopteridae. Gene Ontology annotation, molecular function: G protein-coupled receptor activity. The record is from RefSeq and is a predicted model, not a curated record.